Molecule: messenger RNA, 936 nt
Organism: Closterium sp. Naga37s-1
Lineage: Eukaryota; Viridiplantae; Streptophyta; Zygnematophyceae; Desmidiales; Closteriaceae
Source: the annotation of a GenBank genome assembly
GCGAUCCAAGAACAAGGGAGAGACUUUGCAGCAGCAGCUCAAAAACAUUAUGGGGGGUGUCAAGCAAAAGCCAGUGGGGCUUGGGAAACACACUGUCCUGCCCGUAACCAUUAUGCGCUGCGGUUUAUCGGCACUGAUGGGGAGGGAGGCAUCGUUCAACGACGUGCUGCACGUCCUCAUGGUUUCGGCCUGGGAUGUCGUUGUGAAGCUAAUAAAUGCAGCAACUGAUACUUGUGGGAAUGGCGACAUGGUGAAAGAACAGGUAAAGUUACAAUUGGAAGCACAGCGAGCAAGCUUCCUCGUGAGCCAACCGGGGGAAAAGGCGGACGAGGCGCAUCUGCUCCAGAGGAUGCCGAAGUCAUUGGACGGCUUCGUUUAUGAGUUCGAUACAUACCAUCUCAACAAGGAGGGUGUGCUUGAGCCGGAUAAUGGACGUGGCCACAGAGGUGACCGUCGCGGACCGGCAUAUCAAGCACUAAACAAUGCUGUUGCAAGAGGAGAUCAUGAUAUGAGUGGCAACGGAGGAUCACCCGUUACGGAUUCGCCACCCGUGGGAUGUGAGACUGCUGUGGCGGAGUUUGCCCCGGUGGAUGAUGAGGGGCAUGUGGAAGAGGGGAGAGAGUUGGGAGAGGGGGAUGGCCCCGUUGAUGAUGGGCAAGAGGAGGGGGAAGGUGCUGGAAGGGCAUCCGUGCCAGAUCGCCCGAGCGAUGGGGCAACUGCAUCUACUCCUGCAAUCCGGCCCCAACCUGAUGGCUUAUCAGCGGGCCGUGCAGGAGCACCUCUCCGAAGGGCUCUCGCUCGAUCAUGGCCUCUGUCGGCCAACGCUGCUGCAACUAGCCUCAAAGGGGCGGCGUCACGUCCCACCCACCGCAAGCAUGAAGUGAAUGUACGAGAUGAGUGGGCUCAAUGCAAAAGGCAACGCAAAAUCCCCUCGCG